AUGGCGAGGGAAAGGCUGGCUGCGAGAUGGAGCCCAAGGCGCCCCCUACCAGUUGGCGAAAGACAACGUGAGGCUCGUCUGCGCGCCCUAGGGGCCCUCGUGGAGAGGAUAAAGGCCAUGAUUCGGACUGCAAGAAGUGCCUCAGCUGCGGCCAAAAAGAGGGCAUUUGAGAUCUUAAAGAACUCCUCGUCAGUCCUAGCUGAUGUUGCACCGAGCAAAACGGAAUGGCUUGCAUUGCGGAAACAGAGUCGACAGCUACUGGAGGCAGCUGAAAGAACACGUGACGCAUACCAGCGCAUCGAUUUCGACGACGACCGCGACGACGAGAAUGGUGAUGAGGAUGAUGACAGACUGGAGCAUGAGGAGGAGUUGGAGAAGGAAGUUGCUGUUCUACAGUCCCGUGUGAAGAAGAUGGAAAAAUUACUGGAUGAGACUGGGCGACGGACUAUAGGGAGGGAGGCAGUUGCCAAUGACAGAGAUUAA
Spirometra erinaceieuropaei is the source of this 483-nucleotide messenger RNA. The record is from the annotation of a GenBank genome assembly. NCBI's taxonomy places the organism in Eukaryota, Metazoa, Platyhelminthes, Cestoda, Diphyllobothriidea, Diphyllobothriidae.